Molecule: messenger RNA, 2073 nt
Organism: Bicyclus anynana (squinting bush brown)
Lineage: Eukaryota; Metazoa; Arthropoda; Insecta; Lepidoptera; Nymphalidae
Gene: asun
Product: protein asunder
Exons: 13
Coding region: 159-2066 (635 amino acids)
Biological process (GO): centrosome localization; regulation of mitotic cell cycle
Cellular component (GO): integrator complex
Source: RefSeq, a predicted model, not a curated record
GUUGCAGUCUGUGCUGUUUGCCAAUGCCAAACCGAAACCAAAACAAAACGUUGCUUCAAAUCAUGAAACUGAAUAUUUUGUUUAAUCUUAAUAAUUUAAAGUAGUUCAAUUCAAGUAAUAAACUUCAAUUCAUAUGUCACAGACUGUUCAUAGUGAACAUGUUUCCCACAAAUCAUAAAACCAUAUUCGUGUUAGAUCAUACUCCAUACUUUGGGAUAUCUUCCGAUAAUCCUAUAGAUUUCGAUGUUUCAAAAAGCCGGGGUCCAGGGUAUGUCCCAUUGCCACCAGUUUGUAAAUCUUUGUGGACGUGCAGCGUUGAGGCAGCAGUUGAGUACUGUCGCAUAGUUUGGGACUUGUUUCCCGAAGGCAAAUUGGUGAGAUUUAUAGUGAGUGACUCAGCAGCUCACAUAUUAAAUACUUGGGCGAUAGCUCAGCAGAAUCUUACACACGUUCUGAAUGGACUAUGCCUGGUGGGCCCUGUCCGUCGAGGUGCAGGCGGAGAUGUAGUUGGUCUGUGUGCAGCCAUAGAAGCCUUGGCUGAGCCAACCCCUACACAAGCAGCUCGACAACCUACUGAUGUACCUUUUCAGAAUCGUGGUCGCAUAGUUUGCAUAACAAGUGCGAGAGAUGACGAUUCAAUACGCAGUCUCGCUGAGAUUGCGCUCAAUACGCUGGUCUCACAGAACAAGAAGGCGUCCUCGCCACAGCCGGCUACCACGACUGACGCGUCAACUAGCUCACAAUCUUUGGUUGUACACUACUGCCACUUAGUUAUAAUCAAUGUAACUCCAGAGAAAGCAGACACAAGAGUAAACAGUCAACCAGUUAUAGAGAUGGGAGGAGGCCUCAUGGGAGUGGAGGUGAUUGUGUGUCGUGCGAGUGUGUUAGCGAAUCUGUUGGGCCGAUUGGUUCUGCCGCACUACCGGCUAGCUACCACUACUGUCACUGGUAUUCCUAUGAAGGAAGAACAAAACGCAAGUUCGAGUGCGAACUACGACGUAGAAAUAAUACAUUCCGCGGAAGCGCACGCCGGCCUCAGAGCGCUGCAAACCGCCGCCGAAUCUGUUGAAUCUGUGGUGCUCCGCUGGUGGACGCCGCGGGGCGCGGAGGGCGGCGCGGGGGGCUGCAACGGGCCGCUGUGGCGCGUGACGCCGGCCGACGUCGCGUCGCGGCCCUCCGCCUGCCUCGUCAACUUCCUGCUCAACGGACGCUCCGUCACGCUGGAAGUGCCCAGUGGUUCAAGGAAGGGGGGCGGGCGCUCGGCGUCGCACGUGCUGGCGGCGCAGGGCGGCGAGCUGUGGAUCGGCGCGCUGGGGGGUCGCACCCCCUACGAGGACCCGCCCGCGCUCUCUGAGGGUGCCGGUGGACGCGUCACCGACUACAGGAUCAAAGAGUUCGGCGCCCUGAUGCAGCAGAACAAGCUGCACCCGCUGCGCGGCGCGGGCGCCAACAGCCGCGCGCGCUCGCGCCUGCAGCGGCACACCACGUACUGGCCGCUCACCAUCUCCUCCACACUCAUAUUUAACUUGGGCUCCGUAAUGGAGCCUUUGACCCGCUUAGUAGUCCAGGAGUCGCUGACAGAGGAGGAGGUGGACUCGUGUAGAGGCGUGCUGCUAUCACUGCUGGGGAUGGAAUCGCGGCACGAAUUCCCUACUUCACAAUUGCCAUCGAAUUUGAGGGGCAAGUCGUCGGGCCGUCGCGAGGAGCAGUGGCGGCAGGUGUGGGGCGAGCUGGAGGCGCUGGUGCGCGCGCACUCCGCCUCGCCCGCGCACCGCGCGCUGCUGCGCACGCUGCUCGAGUGCCGCUCGCACAACAACCACAACGACGGCGAGUCAUCGCGUGCGUCCGUCAUAAGGGCGACGACCGACUCGCCGCUGUCGCCGGUGGGCGCGGGCAACGGCAACGGCAACAGCAACAGCGACGUGUGGGCGCCGCGCAACGUGCUGGACGCGCUGCUGGGCGCGCCCCGUCCGCCGCGCCGGCAGGACUUCGCGGGGCGCAUGGCGGCCGGCAACCGCGUCGCCACGCUGUACCAGCACUUGCAGCAGGAGGAGACCACGCACUGACUGUGUA